GAAGUGAUCUUUGCCAACUGGCCUAUUCCGUGCCGAAUCCUCGUGGACUAUGUCCAUGAAUGGUACUCAAUAUUCUUCAUCAUCUACCGCUGCGUUGUGGGCUUCUGCGUGCUGAAUGUGGUUGGUGCUGUCUUUGUGCAGCAAACUAUGAAGUUGGCUGCAGAUGACCACGAUCUCUUCAUGCAGCAGCAGACCCGCGCAGCCGAAGCGUACACACGGAAGAUCAAGGAUGUGUUCACCAAGCUGGACAUGUCAGGUGAAGGAUACAUCUACAUGGAGGAGUUUGUUGAGAUUCUCAAUACCCCGACCAUGUCCCACUUCAUGGCCAAGCUGGAGCUGGAGUCCACAGAUUUGCUGAGUCUCUUCAAGCUGAUUGAUGUGGACGACAGCGGGCAGGUCUCCUUGGAGGACUUCAUGACGGGCUGCCAACGUCUGAAAGGGCCUGCCAAGAGCGUGGAUUUGGCCCUGCUCCUUGCCCACACGGCACGGCUCAACUGCAAAGUGGACAACGUCCUCCAUCUCGUUGGCGGGGAGACUGGAUUGGAAGACUGGGGCUAUGGAGCUGCCGGAGAUCAGAAGCUAGAGCAGCGCUUCCUCCACUCAGCCUCGACGCUGAGGACCGGGUCGACUCGCAACCGUGACUCGCAGUCCACCACAUCCAUGGACUCCGUAGUGCCAGGAGUUGUGGGUGUCGGCCCUUAA
Symbiodinium pilosum is the source of this 702-nucleotide messenger RNA. NCBI's taxonomy places the organism in Eukaryota, Dinophyceae, Suessiales, Symbiodiniaceae. The record is from the annotation of a GenBank genome assembly.